CUAAGGAUUUUAAGAAUCAUUUUAGUGAUGACAUGUGGCUACAAAAAAUGUUGCAAUGCUUCUCAAAUAAUAUACAGGGGAUGUAGUGGGACAAUUGGAAUAUGAGUGUUUGAUAGGAAAAUAUAGAAUCAGGACUUAGUCAAGCCCCAAAAUUCGGGUAAGCUUAAAACGCGUUAUCUAAACUAAACACCUUUUGUUUCUUUUCUUCUACUCUAAUGCUUUACGGUUCUAUGUAUAAAACUCCAUAUUGUAAUAAACUUUCUAAAAUAUACAAGUUUCUCAAUAUGUUUUACUAGUGAUGCUUUUAGUCGACGGCCUUUAUAUUAAUUAUUGACAUAUUUUCAUACCGGAUUAUAUUUAUCACGAUAUCGUAAUCGACUAUUAAAUCAAAUGUUUGAUUAAUUACGUAAAGAAUCUGUGAGGAACACAUGUGUUCAUACUUGUUGGUUUUGUUAGCUGUGUGGGGAUAUUAUCAAUACAAACAUUAGAGUAGUAUUACUGGUUUUUCUUUCUUUUUUUCUAUUAGUUAGACUAAUUCAGAAUGGAGUAAUUGACCAUGUCAUAUAGAAUGACCCUAGUGGCACGCCAUCAUUUUUGUUUGUGGAAAUAUAUGUAAUUAGAACCACUGGUUGAUGAUAUGAUCUUUCUGAUAGAUAAUGAUUUAAAAUCGGAUAAAUGUGACAAAUCAUUUUUUUAAAGUGACAAAUCAUUUUCAGACGCAUUAAGAGAGAAAACUUUAAAGUCAUGGUAAAGCUUUUGACUGAUUAGUGACCUUUUUUUUGUGCAACAAUUGCAUUAGACCAUGACUCUUUUAAUUGCUUCCAAGCUCAUUAACAGAGACACAAAUAUAAUAUGCACACACAAAUUGCUAUUAACAAUUAGCUAUAUCUCUUUCUUUUCUUGUUUACCAUUAACCUCUUAAAAUUUAUCAGUUAUCUUCAAUUAAACUUAAAACUUCUCGCAAUCGACUGUGAACUAAUGAACCUGUCAAAGGGGUUUGUGUCGAUAAGUAAAAGAUGCUUCUUACACUUUUUCCAUAAUAAAACAAAAUAAAUUCUAAUACCCCACAAGUGACGCCAUCCUCUUUACCCCAAAGUACACUCCUCUAUACAUGUCUAUUUAAUCAAUGCAUACUCAAUUGGUCGUCUAUAUAUAGACUCUCGUCUCUCAUUCAUUGAGUAAACACAAAAACAGACUUUAAAUCCCACAAAGACAAGAAGAUAACACACACAAACUUUCUCGUCCUUUGUCAAUAGAGAAGAAGAAGAAAAAGAAUGAUGGAUACUUUAUCUAGAUGCUUCAACGGACUUCAAGAAAGAUACGAGAGCGUUCUAGAAGCAAAAUCAAUUUACAGGGAUGACUUAGACAUAACGUUGCCUCUGAAUGCAUCAGAGGUUUCAGUAGAACCCACCAAGAAGACUCGUUGCCUGCAGAGGGCCAAGAGGAUUGACAAGUCCCUCAGGUUCGAAGAGGAAGAAGAGGAAGAGAUAGCAAAGCCACUGGCCAAGAAAGAAGGUCAAAAGCCACGUAAGGUUGUGAGGUUUCAGUUAGAAAAUAAUAAAAUCAUCGAGCCGACGAGGCCAGUGACAUUGGAUCUUGAUCAAGAACUUGAACCGGAGGAGAAGCCGCUGGAGGAGAAAGAGGGUUUGCAUAUAGUCAAAGGGAAGGAGCAGGUUGUGAGGAUUAAGAUCAAGAUGACAAAGAAGGAAGCUCAAAGGCUACUAGGGAAAUGCAAAAACGAUAGUGUUUUGGAUUUCGAGCAUGUGGUGGAUCAGAUAGCACACGUCCCGGUUCAUCAGCUCCAAGUCUCUGUGGCUGUGGUUGCUUGUAAUAAAGAGCGACAGGAAAAUGGCAGCUGGUUAUCUAAGAUGGAAUAGUUUUUAGUACUUAAUUUUGGGGUUUGUUUACCAAAGUUCUUUAGUGUUAGGGUUAUAUCUGUAAUGCUGUGUCAUAUACUGUUAUAGUAAGAAUGAACUAGGGAAGAUUUGAAUAUUCAAAUAUGAAAUUUAUAAUCUGAUUCUAUAUAUCUUGAUUGUGGAUAACAUUAGAUUUUUUUACUUAUUCUGUGUAGAAGAUAUGGGAAACUAAG
Messenger RNA from Brassica rapa (field mustard), 2089 nucleotides. RefSeq lists its product as uncharacterized. NCBI's taxonomy places the organism in Eukaryota, Viridiplantae, Streptophyta, Magnoliopsida, Brassicales, Brassicaceae. The record is from RefSeq and is a predicted model, not a curated record.